UGUGCUGCUUAUCAGGCAUUUCAUUUCUAAAAGCUUCCCAGGAAACAUCUGUUUUGAGCGGCUGCUGCUGCUCACUCCAUGUUUUAAUUACAUCUGCUGCUGUUUCCUGAUUCUUCUUCUUCUUCUCCUCAGAGGAGGUUUUAUAAAAUCCCUGCACAGAUAAUGAAGCUGCGGAUUUGUGUCGUUUUGUGCUUGAUUUUUUUGGCUCUCCUGAGACUCCUCUCCGUCCCCUGGCUCUGCAGCCUAUUAGCAUGGCUGGGAGUCCUUGUGUUCUGGAUGGGAUCUUGGGGGAACAUUUAUAUUGCUAUAUGCACCAUCAAGAGAGACCUAAUGUGCUUGGGUGCUAUUGUGAAAGUAAAACUUGCCAUGUACAGAAAUCUACGAAAUAAAAGAACCAUUCCUGCCUUGUUUGCUCAAAAGGUACAGCAGCAUCCAGACAAACAUGCCUUGAUUUUUGAGGCCACAGGAGAGGUCUGGAGUUUUAAAGAACUGCAAGAGCGAUGCAACGCUGUGGCUCACUGGGCACUGUCCCAGGGCUGGGCUGAGGGGGAUGUAGUGGCUUUAUACAUGGAAAAUCAUCCAUUAGUGGUUGCUCUGUGGUUGGGGCUGGCUAUGGUAGGUGUAGAGGCUGCAUUCAUCAACUACAACCUUCGACAACAACCCCUGCUGCACUGUGUUGGUGUGUCUGGAGCUCGGGCCAUGGUGUUUGGAGCAGAGAUGACUAAAGCGGUGUCAGAAGUGGUAGGAUCUUUGCAGCCUGGCAUGGUUUUGUUCUGCACUGGUGAUGAAGAGAAUAAGGAGGAGCUCUGCAGCUUCCAAGCUCAGAGUUUUGAAGCCCUGCUGACCCGUUCUCCCACACACCCACCUAAUUACAAGCUGAAGAAAGACAUUAAUGACAGACUUUUCUACAUUUAUACCUCUGGUACAACCGGAAUGCCAAAGGCAGCUAUUGUGGUGCACAGCCGUUAUUUCCGCAUCGCUGCCUUCGGUUUUCACUCCUUUGGCUUGCGUCCCGACGACAUUGUCUACAACUGCCUUCCUCUCUAUCACUCUGCAGGCACCAUCAUGGGUGUGGGACAAUGUUUGCUCUUUGGCUUGACAGUUGUAAUAAGGAGGAGGUUCUCAGCCAGUCGCUUCUGGGACGACUGUGUCAAACACAACUGCUCUGUAAUCCAGUAUAUUGGUGAGAUCUGUCGGUACCUGCUGGCUCAGCCUGUCUGCCCAUCUGAAGCUCAUCAUCGGGUCAGAGUUGCCAUUGGUAACGGCCUUCGUCCUUCCGUGUGGGAAGAGUUUGUCCGGAGAUUCAGGAUCCAAAGAGUUGGCGAGUUCUAUGGUGCAACCGAAUGCAACUGCAGUCUGAUCAACAUAGAUGGAAAGGUGGGAGCGUGUGGAUUCAGUAGCCGGAUCCUGCCCAACCUUUACCCCAUCAGACUGGUCAAGGUGAAGGAGGAUAAGAAAGAGCUGCUCAGGGAUUCACAGGGACUCUGCAUACCUUGUCUGCCUGGGGAGCCGGGUAUGUUAGUGGGACGCAUCAGCGACACGGAUCCACUCAGGCGGUUUGACGGCUACGCUGAUCAGGACUUGACCAAUCAGAAAAUUGCUCACAAUGUGUUCCAGAUGGGAGACUCUGCUUAUGUCUCAGGUGACGUGCUGGUGAUGGAUGAAUAUGGCUACAUGUAUUUCAGGGACCGUGGCGGGGACACGUUUCGCUGGAGAGGGGAAAAUGUUUCCACCACAGAGCUGGAGGGAGUCCUCAGUGGGUUGCUGGGACACACUGAUGUAGCCGUUUAUGGAGUGUCUGUUCCAGGCGUGGAGGGCAAAGCUGGCAUGGCAGCCAUCGCUCACACAGGAGGCAGUUUGGACCUCGAUGAGUUUCUAAGUGUUGUCCAAAAAGCCCUUCCAAACUACGCACGACCCAUCUUCUUGCGACUCAUGCCAUCUGUGGACACUACAGGUACAUUUAAAAUUCAAAAGACACGUCUGCAGAAGGAAGGGUUCAAGCCACAAGACACAAGGGAAGAGAUCUAUUUUCUGAACAGCCAUGCUGGACGUUAUGAGGCUGUUACUGAUAAACUCUUUAAAGCUAUCAUGGAGGGUGAAGUUUCUCUUUGAAACAAAAGCACAC
Molecule: messenger RNA, 2125 nt
Organism: Girardinichthys multiradiatus
Lineage: Eukaryota; Metazoa; Chordata; Actinopteri; Cyprinodontiformes; Goodeidae
Product: long-chain fatty acid transport protein 1-like
Exons: 14
Coding region: 163-2112 (649 amino acids)
Biological process (GO): response to insulin; adiponectin-activated signaling pathway; phosphatidic acid biosynthetic process
Cellular component (GO): mitochondrial inner membrane; plasma membrane
Molecular function (GO): long-chain fatty acid transmembrane transporter activity; fatty acid transmembrane transporter activity; long-chain fatty acid-CoA ligase activity
Source: RefSeq, a predicted model, not a curated record